AAGAAAAAAACGUAAAAUUUGUAUCUAUACAUUCUAGAGAAAAAGUUGAGAAUCACAAAGCACAAGUCCCGACAAGAUCCAGAAUUAUUUAUUAUUUUGGGUUUGAUAAUGAGUGUAUGUACCAUUGUCCCUCAACUUCCUUUCAAACUGAAGAGCGCAUGUUUACUGCAGCAACCUAGCGGGCGCAUCUCCUACCUCCCGAACCCAUCCCUUUCCAAAUCAUCAUCUACUCUCCUCCCUGAUCUAGAGAGAGAAAGGGAGAGAUCUAGAUCUAGAUCUAGAUCUAAAGAGAGAGAGAGAACGAUCCCCCCUCUCCCAUGGCGACGAGCGAGUCGUUGUCCUUGAUCUACAAGGACCCGUCCCAGCCGGUGGAGGCGCGCGUCGGCGACCUCCUCGCGCGCAUGACGCUGCGGGAGAAGGCGGCGCAGAUGGCGCAGGUCGAGCGCUGCGUCGCCUCCCGCGCCGCCCUCGCCGGCCUCGCCGUCGGCUCCGUCCUCAGCGCCGGCGGCAGCGGCCCUCCCCUCCCGGCCGGCGCCGCCGCCUCCGCCGCGGACUGGGCCGACAUGGUGGACGAGAUGCAGCGGUGGGCGCUCGCCUCGCGCCUCUCGAUCCCGAUCAUCUACGGCGCCGACGCCGUCCACGGCCACAACAACCUCUUCGGCGCCACCAUUUUCCCCCACAACGUCGGCCUCGGCGCCACAAGGGAUGCGGAAUUGGUGCGCAAGAUUGGGGAAGCAACAGCUCUAGAAGUGAGAGCAACUGGCAUACACUGGACGUUUGCCCCCUGUGUUGCGGUCUGCAGAGAUCCGAGAUGGGGGAGAUGCUAUGAAUGCUAUAGCGAGGACACAGAGAUCGUUCGGACAAUGACCUCUAUAGUUUCAGGGUUGCAAGGAUCACCUCCUCCAGGGCAUCCUCCUUGCUACCCUUUCCUUGCUGGAAGGAGGAAUGCGAUUGCAUGUGCCAAGCAUUUUGUGGGAGAUGGCGGCACACACAAAGGAAAAAAUGAAGGCAACACCAUUUGCAGCUAUGAAGAGUUGGAGAGGAUUCAUAUGAGUCCUUAUUUUGAUUGCUUAGCCCAGGGGGUUUGUACUGUUAUGGCAUCAUACACUAGCUGGAAUGGGAAACCAUUACAUGCUAAUCGUUUCCUCAUAACUGAUAUUCUGAAGGACAAGCUGGGCUUCAAGGGUUUUGUCGUAUCAGAUUGGGAAGGCAUUGAUAGGCUCUGCCACCCUCAAGGAUCGAACUAUCGUUAUUGCAUUUCUGCAUCAAUUAAUGCUGGAAUCGACAUGAUAAUGGUGCCUCACAGAUACGGCAAGUUUCUAGAAGAUUUGGUUUUUCUGGUGGAGUCGGGGGAGAUACCCAUGUCGAGGAUCGAUGAUGCUGUGGAGCGGAUCCUGAGGGUGAAGUUUGUCUCUGGACUCUUUGAGCAGCCUUUCUCUGAUCGUUCUUUGCUCAGUGUAGUGGGAUGCAAGGAGCAUCGACUGUUGGCACAAGAGGCUGUUCGAAAAUCCUUGGUCCUUCUAAAAAAUGGAAAAGAGCCAAAAAGACCAUUUCUUCCUUUAAAGAAAAAUGCUAAAAGAAUACUUGUUGCUGGGAGACAUGCUGAUGACAUUGGAUAUCAGUGUGGGGGAUGGACAAUAACUUGGUAUGGAACCAGCGGGAGGAUAACAAUUGGGACAAGUAUAUUGGAGGCUAUUAAAGAGUCCAUAGAAGAGGAAACUGAAGUGAUAUUUGAGGAAAGCCCAUCGGCCGCCACUUUCUUAGGAAAAGAGUACUCAUGUGCAAUAGUUGUUGUCGGGGAGGUUGCUUAUGCCGAAUUCUUGGGUGAUAGAACAGAUCUUAGCAUUCCUUUUGACGGCGCAGAUAUGAUCUCUCUUGUAGCUUCUAAUAUUCCGACUUUAGUAAUUGUGAUAUCUGGAAGGCCAUUAGUUUUUGAGCCGGAACUGCUUGAGAAGAUAGACGCCUUGGUCGCGGCAUGGCUACCGGGAAGCGAGGGACGGGGAGUUGCUGAUGUUAUAUUUGGAGACUAUGAUUUUGAGGGUGUUUUACCUGUGUCAUGGUUUAGAUCAAUCAAUCAAUUGCCUCUAAAUGCUUCACACGAUUCAUACGAUCCCUUAUUUCCGAUUGGAUUCGGGCUGAAAAUGUAUGGGGAAAAUGAAUGAAAAAUCCCAAUAAUUUAGCAUUGCACUUUACUGGUUCUUGUUGUAUUACUGUACAUCUUUAAUUACUAAAUAAUUGUUGUUAUCACAUUAUGAGUUUUUUAAUGCCUGGGUGGGGCUGAAUGCUUUGUUGUAUGAUGGAUGUAAAACUUUGCAUCGGAAAAAAGUAAAAUCCAGGGCUUAUGCUUUGAACAUAA
Messenger RNA from Ananas comosus (pineapple), 2356 nucleotides. Its product is annotated as beta-glucosidase BoGH3B-like. Gene Ontology annotation, biological process: glucan catabolic process. The transcript has 8 exons. NCBI's taxonomy places the organism in Eukaryota, Viridiplantae, Streptophyta, Magnoliopsida, Poales, Bromeliaceae. The record is from RefSeq and is a predicted model, not a curated record. The coding region runs from base 318 to 2162 and encodes 614 amino acids. Gene Ontology annotation, molecular function: beta-glucosidase activity.